AUUUAUACCAACCUAACCUCUUCCUUCCUGCUACAAAAAGCAAUAUCUACCUUAGCUUCUCUCUAUUUCCUUCUACAUAUACAUUUAUAUAUCUGUUCCCAAGUUUGUACACUCUCACAGACCCACUAUGAAAACAUACAUAGACAUAGAUAGCCUCUGGGUUUUCACUCUUGCUUCCAAAUGCAAAGCCUUCACUUCCCUAAACUUUCUAUGCUGUCUCGUCAUAACUGGCUUAGCAUGGCUAGCCUUGAGCUUGGUUUACUGGGCUUACCCGGGUGGACCCGCUUGGGGCAAGUACAGGUUGAAGAAAGGCUUUAACUUGAUGUUCCCGGGUAAAUCCAUACCCGGCCCUAGAGGUCUUCCUGUGAUUGGAAGCAUGAACCUCAUGGCGGGUCUCGCGCACCACCGGAUCGCAGCCGCGGCUGAGAAAAGCCACGCCAAGCGGCUCAUGGCUUUCAGCCUCGGCGAGACAAGAGUUAUUGUUGCGUGUAAUCAUGACGUAGCGAAAGAGAUUCUGAACAGCUCGGUUUUCGCUGAUCGUCCGGUGAAAGAGUCUGCGUACCGUCUGAUGUUCGACAGAGCUAUCGGGUUCGCUCCCUACGGGGUUUACUGGCGGACACUUCGGAGAAUCUCAGCCACUCAUCUCUUUUGUCCAAAGCAAAUCAAAGCAUCCGAGGGACAGAGGUUCGAGAUCGCUGAUCAGAUGGUGGCAAUGUUUGGUGCUCACACAGGAAACAUUCGUGUUCGCGACACACUCAAACGAGCCUCCCUCAACAACAUGAUGUGUUCGGUGUUCGGACGCAAAUACGGGCUCGGUUGCCACAACCCGGAAAGUGAGGAGCUAAGGAAGAUAGUUGACGAUGGGUACGAGCUUCUGGGUACACUCAACUGGUCCGAUCACCUCCCUUGCUUAGCUGAAUUCGACCCUCAAAAAAUCCGGUUCAGGUGCUCUGAACUCGUUCCGAAAGUGAACCGGUUCGUGAGCCGAAUCAUUGCAGAGCACCGAGCUCGACUCGGCCAAAUUGUAAACCGUGAUUUUGUCGACGUUUUGCUCUCUCUUGAAGGACCCGACAAACUAUCCGACUCCGAUAUGAUCGCUGUCCUUUGGGAAAUGAUAUUUAGAGGAACUGAUACGGUAGCGGUUUUGAUCGAGUGGAUAUUAGCAAGGAUGGUCCUUCAUCCUGAUGUUCAAUCAAGGGUCCACGAUGAGCUAGACAGAGUCGUCGGACGAUCACGUGCGCUCACAGAGACUGAUCUAACGGACAUGGUCUAUCUACCGGCUGUGAUUAAGGAAGUUUUAAGGUUACACCCGCCGGGACCACUUUUAUCAUGGUCACGGCUAUCGAUCACAGACACUACCGUUGAUGGCCACCACGUGCCAGUGGGGACCACUGCAAUGGUGAACAUGUGGGCCAUCAUGCGGGACCCGGAUGUGUGGUCCGACCCACUUGCAUUCAAGCCCGAGAGGUUUAUCAACGUGGACGCUGAGAUGGAGUUUUCGGUGAUGGGCUCGGAUCUAAGGCUCGCACCGUUCGGGUCGGGUAGGCGGACCUGCCCGGGUAAGACCCUGGGCUUGACCACGGUCAGCUUUUGGGUGGCCUCGCUUUUGCACGAGUUUGAAUUGUGGCCAUCGGAUCAGAUGACUAGUGUUGACUUGUCGGAGGAGCUCAGGCUAUCUUGUGAGAUGGCAAACCCUCUUACCGUUAAAGUGCGCCCUAGGCGUACACCAGUUUUGUUAUUGACCUAGGUACGUUAAUGUUAAAAAGUUCAAAAAAAAAAAAAAAAAAAGUUGAAAAAUAAUCUACUCAAAAAAAUUAUUCAGAAUUUAAAACAUAUGUUGUAACCCAGAAUAAAUAUGGUUUAUAAAAUUUUAAAUUCUGAAUUUUUUUAAAAUAGUUUCCCUGAAUAUAUAAAAAAAAAAAUCAAUAAAAAAGUUGUCUAAUAGGUAUAAUCUACCCAAUCAAAUAGUCAUGUUGCGCUUGAUAAUAAGGAUACAUGACCAUUUUGUACAGUGUUUUUAAAACGAAAAAUGUUUGGUGGUCACAAAUUUUGUGGUUCAAAUGGCUCGAAAAUGUCAAAACGAUGUCGUUUUGACAUUUUCAAAGUUGUUUUGUACCCAAAACGACGUCGUUUUGACAUUUUCGGACCAUUUAAGCCACAGAAUUUGUGGCUACCAAUCAUUCCCUUUAGCCGCCACCUAUAAAAAUGCCCUUGUGUUUGCUAUGUAAAUGCUUUGUUUGGUUGUGUUGGUGUUUUUUUGUUGUCCCUUUUUUUGGACGGUUUAAUUUCAAUGUCUGUUAUUUUGUUUGAUGAUAUAUGGAUGUAUAUACAGGGGUAAAAGCAAUCCAAGUUUUUGUUA
This is a messenger RNA of Camellia sinensis, 2359 nucleotides long. Its product is annotated as cytochrome P450 78A9. Gene Ontology annotation, molecular function: oxidoreductase activity, acting on paired donors, with incorporation or reduction of molecular oxygen; iron ion binding; monooxygenase activity. Lineage: Eukaryota; Viridiplantae; Streptophyta; Magnoliopsida; Ericales; Theaceae. The record is from RefSeq and is a predicted model, not a curated record.